This is a messenger RNA of Anguilla rostrata (American eel), 4104 nucleotides long. RefSeq names its product E3 ubiquitin-protein ligase RNF128-like. The record is from RefSeq and is a predicted model, not a curated record. The transcript has 7 exons. NCBI's taxonomy places the organism in Eukaryota, Metazoa, Chordata, Actinopteri, Anguilliformes, Anguillidae. Bases 1572 to 2867 code for a protein of 431 amino acids. Gene Ontology annotation, molecular function: frizzled binding; ubiquitin protein ligase activity. Gene Ontology annotation, cellular component: plasma membrane. Gene Ontology annotation, biological process: ubiquitin-dependent protein catabolic process; Wnt receptor catabolic process.
CGAAAUAUUGCGCGUUCUUACGCAACAUCCUUGCAAUGGUUGCUGUGGAAGGAAAUAUCAGCUGGUCUUCUUCAAACAGUGUUGUGUUAAACCGAGUGGAAACAUUGCCUGCUGUAUCAACAUUAUUAAUGCUUGUGCGAGUCCUUUCCGUGACUACCCUGGUAUUCUGGAUACUGUCGUCAUAUUUCCUCGCUAUUUAGAUCAGAGAUAGAAUAACCCUAGAGAAGUGGGCAUUUUUUUUGUCUCUCGGGCCUUAACUCUUUUGCAAGUGAAGUUAUUAUUCAGGCGUAAUUAUCUUCUGUUAAAUGUCCAUUAUUAGAUAAAUAUGUAAACUAUGUACUGUCAAUAAAUCACGCAGGUUAUGGCAAAUUGGCAAUGUUUUGUAGGAAUCACAGCGUGUGCACAUGUAGGCUAUCAAUAACAGAAUAGUUUCUGCCUUUUAGAGCCUUCAGAAUACUACAGAGUGGUUUCAGUCAGCAAAUUCCGUAAAACAAGGGCUGCACUGCACACGGUUUUAUACAACUUUCCUCUUGGUUACCAGCAGAUGGCAGCGUACAGCAUAGUAGACCUCCCCAAUUCAGGCAUGACCUCAGAAGUAGCUUGAUAUAGCAGACUGAAUAUGAGAGAUCAGAGACUGAGCGUCUGAAAUGUUUCAGUUGCCUGGCUGAGUAGUCAUAUCGAGCCUGGUAAACAACGUAGGUUCAUAUUGGAGGUUGAACUGUUGCCUCGGUUAGGCUAUUAUGCGUAUUCGUGUUAGUGACAUUUUUGGAAUUAUAAUUAUGAGACCUGUUGUUUUAUUUAAGCAUACUACAAUCGGCAAGUAUAUUUAACGAAAUAUGAAAAGUCAUGUGAAGGCCAAGAUAAUGUAUUUUAUUAAUUUUGUGACCGAUCUGAACUUGUGCUUGAGUUUCAGGACAACAAUUUAUAUUUUACCGUGCAAUAGCCUGCAUUGAUAUAGGCAUACUGUCGAUAUUUAUUGGUUGAAUUUGUAAAAAAUCUGCGGUUUUUAGACUCCCAACUUGAUGUUAUGUUAUUCAAGGGUAAAUUUGACACAGAAAACUAAGUGAAAAUCAAGUAAGCGAUUUAUUAUUUUUCUGUGGGGUGUUAUGAUAUUAAUUAAGUAAAUAUUAAGUGAGUUAAUCUUUCAUUUGUAAUCCAGAUCUUUGGAAUUGUGAAUUGUUGUUGACUGUUGAACAUAGGAUUGAGCACAAGAUAUCUGUUCCUUUAAGGGAGACGUGGGUGUGCCCAAAUUCUAUUCGACCUGGCUGAGGUGGAGGUAGCGCGACAGUUUUUCGCAAAUAGCCGGUCCAGGAUCAGUUUAAGAACCUCCAAAUCCAAAUACCAACAUUUUAGGGUGAAAGUUAGACGCUGAUCCGGAACUACCGAAUAGAUAGACGGGACUACCAAUUGACUCCAAGGAGACUCUACUUUUUGAUCGACACAAACUUGCAUUUGAAUGCGCAAGGAUAACGUACAUUGGUAAACUUUUUACCGCCGUGAAAGGGGUUUUGCUUUACGCUACCCGAUUUUAUUUUGGGCUUGAAACAUUGGUUGAGAGUGAAGGGAAAGUUAUGGGACUCGAAGCAAAACGUCUGUUUUCAUGGUUGUUCGUGGCUUCUUGUUUGCUAGUAUCAAGUUUACACUCGGCGCAGGCUGCUUACUUGUAUACAGCAUAUGUGAAUGUAUCUUAUGUUGACUCUCAGAACAUAACCGUAUGGCAACGCAAAGAAGGUGGACUUUACGGGCAGGAUUCGCCGAAGACUUCAGUGGCAGGGAGUGUGUUUUUACCCGAACCGAUACACGGCUGUGAAAUUGAUACUUUUUAUGACGCUCCUAGUAAUGCUAGGGGAUGGAUCGCUCUCAUACAGCGCGGGCAUGGAUGUACUUUUUCAGACAAGAUCAAAAUUGCGGCGAGCAAUGGAGCUAUCGCGGCAGUAAUAUUUAAUGAAGCAGACACAGGUUAUAGCGUUAUACAAAUGGCUCACCCAGGUGCACGUGACAUAGUGGCCAUCAUGAUCGGCAAUAGUUGGGGCAUGGAAAUUGUCAAGCUGGUCAAGAGUGGAGUCCAGGUCACGAUGGCCAUUGCCGUGGGAAAUCCACACGGGCCCUGGUUGAGCCAGUAUUCCCUCAUACUGGUGUCCCUCUCCUUCUUCGUGGUGACCGCCAUCACCGUGGGUUACUUCAUAUUUCACUCGGCCCGCCGGCUCUACAGCGUGCGGGCCCACAACCGCAGACAGAAACAACUUAAAGAUGAGGCCAAGAAGGCCAUUGGGCAGCUGCAGGUGCGAACAUUGCAGCAAGGUGACCAGGAGACUGGGCCUGAAGCGGAUACCUGCGCAGUGUGUAUCGAUGCCUACAAGCCUGGCGACGUGGUGUCCGUACUGACCUGCAGCCAUUUUUUCCACAAGACGUGCAUCGAACCCUGGCUGCUGGAGCAUAGGACCUGCCCCAUGUGCAAAUGCGACAUCCUGAAGUCCCUAGGGGUCGAGAUGGAAGGAGAGGAGCCUGAACCGCACGGUAACGAGCUGCAGGUGGCCGUCCUGCCGGAGUCGCAGCCGCGCCCCACCACCCUGACGGUUAGCGAGACCGACGCCCGGAGCGAAACGGCCUCGUCGGGGUACGCCUCUGUGUACGAACCCGAGGACGUCCCGUCGGGCACACAGACCCCUUCGUGCAGCAUGCCUCACCAGAACCAGCAGAGCCCAAAUGUUGAAGGAGUGCAGGGGGCCGGCCCAAAUGGUGAAGGAGUCCAGGGGGAGGGCCCAAAUGGCGGAGGAGUCCAGGGGGAGGGAGUCCCACCCCCACCCCAUUAUGAUAACCUGGCCUUUGAGGGGGACACACAGAGCCCCCUAGAGGUUAAGUCAUGAGGUUGCACACAGAACAUACUUGCCCCUGAAAUACCAAUGCCUUUUUUUCUGCCUGCGUUAAGAAUCAAAGGGCUCCUUUAUGAGACAAGAUAAUUAAGGGCAGCAAUAAAUUGCAUUUUGAGAUCAUUUGUAGAAAAAUCUAUAUUGCUGCACAUAAUUAAAAAAAUCAUAAUUCCAUCUUGAUUUCCAUCCAGAGAGCACUAUUGAGGUUUAAUUUAUUAAGUUAGAAAAAUUAUUGCUUGUGGUAAAACAUUAAAACCUUGUGAUAGACUUUUAAAAAAAUUAAGUCGGGUGUUGCUGCCAUCUGCUGGAAAUGAAUAUCAGAGUAGUGUCUUAUUCCUGCUCCAUACACUGUAAAUGCAGAAUUUUAAGUCUUAUGUACAGCAAAGUGGUGCAUAUGUUUAUUUUCUACGUCUUCAGCCUUCACUUUUAAAAAGCAGAUCACUGUUUGAACACGGGAUUGGGUAUGUAAAUAUGGUAAACCUUAACAAUAUGUCAUAAAGCCUACCUAACACUGCCACGGGCAGAACAGCACUAGUCAUAACCAGCCAUAACUAGCCACGACAGUGAAUCCUUAGUCAAGACAAACGUCAUAACUAGUUCAAAAUCAUAAACUGAUUCAAAAUAACUUGUAUAUAUGGUUUCGGCAUACAUCGGCAGUGGUGUUACACCUGUCACAAGCUGUAAUGCACUGUCAUGAUUAGUCAUGGCUGGUAUGUCAUGACCGUUAUGUAAGCACAAUGGCACAUACCUCAAGCAAAGUGUUAACGGACAUAUUUGUUAUUUUCUCAAGCUUUUCCGCUUUAAUCCCAUGUACCUCAGGGUUUCUUCAUGAGUUUUAGUCUGCAUGUUUUGCCACUGACUGGGAAAUGUGGGUGACAAUUAAUUUAUUCUUGAUUUUUUCCCCAAUGCAAUAUAUGCUGUAACAUUUUUAAAAUGAAAUGUAACCUUAAACAUAGUAUUUUCAACAAAAAUUUUGAGUGCACUUUACUGUAAUGAUUUUUUUUUCUGUGCUGUCAAGGCAUUUCCGUGCUAUCAUUGUUUUGUUUUUAAUAGUGACUCUUCUUAAAUUCUGGUCUUUCAGAGUGAUAUUGUGUAUCCAAAGCCUUGUGUUUAAAUAAGGGAUUCAUAGUGUUGGGUCUGUCUGUUUUCCCUAAACUCCAUGUGUGGUGAAUUUGAUAAAGGAUCUAUUUAUGAUUGUGUAAAUAAAAUUUGAAAUAAAUUGUAUAUAAAUUUA